AGUGCUGCAGUGGGGCCGACACGGCGCGGCGGUUGAACGGCGGGCGGCUCCGGAGGGCGGGCGAGGACCCGGCGGAGCGGAGCGCGACUUGUCCCCUCUCGAGCGGGGUGCCCAGUGCAGCGCGGGACACACAGAAGGCGCUCAAUAAGUGCUGAGUGAAAGGAUGAAUGAAUGAACCCGUCCCCGCUGCCCAGCCCCAUCAGCCCCCGGUUUGAGGGCGUCCAGGACACCCUCACCCCCACGCCACAGACUGGGGCAUCCCGACACUCGGCAGGGCGAGAUCUGCUUUACUUUGGCUCAUUGAGUCCCCGUAAAGAGAUCCACAUGCUUCAGCUCAUCCGUUUGUUCAGCCAGCGGUUACUGAGCAUCUGUUCUGCGCCAGGCCUUGCGUGGCUGGACUGAGGCAUGAGCCCCCGGCUGCGUGGCUGGGCCCCGUAGUGCGUCGUGGGAGGGGAGUGUGCGCCCACACAUGAUUUGGCCCUGCAGUGACCGGUGACCGAAGCAGCCCGGGCCGCCGCCAUGGUGAAGUUGUUGGUAGCCAAAAUCCUUUGCAUGGUGGGCGUGUUCUUCUUCAUGCUGCUGGGCUCCCUGCUCCCCGUGAAGAUCAUCGAGACAGAUUUUGAAAAGGCCCAUCGUUCGAAAAAGAUCCUCUCACUCUGCAACACCUUCGGAGGCGGGGUCUUUCUGGCCACAUGCUUCAAUGCUUUACUGCCGGCCGUGAGGGAAAAGCUCCAGAAAGUCCUGAGUCUUGGGCACAUCAGCACCGACUACCCGCUGGCCGAGACCAUCGUGCUGCUGGGCUUCUUCAUGACCGUCUUCCUGGAGCAGCUCGUCCUGACCUUCCGCAAGGAGAGGCCGGCCUUUAUCGACCUGGAGACGUUCAACGCCAGCUCGGACGUGGGCAGCGACUCCGAGUACGAGAGCCCCUUCAUGGGUGGCUCGCGGGGCCACGCGCUCUAUGGGGAGCCCCACACGCAUAGCCACGGGCUGAGUGUCCAGGAGCUGUCGCGCUCCAGCCCGUUGCGGCUCCUCAGCCUGGUCUUCGCCCUGUCGGCCCACUCGGUCUUCGAGGGCCUGGCCCUGGGCCUGCAGGAGGAGGGGGAGAAGGUGGUGAGCCUGUUCGUGGGGGUGGCCAUUCACGAGACGCUGGUGGCCGUGGCCCUGGGCAUCAGCAUGGCCAGGAGCGCCAUGGCCCUGACGGACGCUGCCAAGCUGGCCGUCACCGUGAGCGUCAUGAUCCCCCUGGGCAUCAGCCUCGGCCUGGGCAUCGAGAGCGCCCAGGGCGUGCCCAGCAGCGUGGCCUCCGUGGUGCUGCAGGGCCUGGCAGGCGGUACGUUCCUCUUCGUCACUUUCUUUGAGAUCCUGGCCAAGGAGCUGGAGGAGAAGAGCGACCGGCUGCUCAAGGUCCUCUUCCUGGUGCUGGGCUACGCCGUCCUGGCGGGCAUGGUCUUCCUGAAGUGGUGACCAUCCCGCGCCGGGCGCCUGCCCCGCCCCUACCCAGCCGGAGCCUCGCCUCCCCCGAGGGUCCGAGCUCAGCCCCCUGGGCUACGCCUGCGCACAGAGGGGCCGCCCGGGACCGCACUGAGCCCCAGAUCCUACUCCCCGAGCCUUGGGGCACCGCUACUACUUUUACAAAUUCUUCUCUUAAAAGUAUU
Molecule: messenger RNA, 1655 nt
Organism: Physeter macrocephalus (sperm whale)
Lineage: Eukaryota; Metazoa; Chordata; Mammalia; Artiodactyla; Physeteridae
Gene: SLC39A3
Product: solute carrier family 39 member 3
Exons: 5
Coding region: 520-1464 (314 amino acids)
Biological process (GO): zinc ion transmembrane transport
Cellular component (GO): plasma membrane
Molecular function (GO): zinc ion transmembrane transporter activity
Source: RefSeq, a predicted model, not a curated record